CAGGUCCCCAAAUGUCACAACUGAUCAGGAGAAAAGGCUUCUUCAACAACUCCGGGAAAUUACUAAAGUCAUGAAAGAAGGCAAACUCAUUGACAGCAUCUCCCCGGAGAAAGAAGCAGAAGAGGCUCCUUAUAUGCAAGACUGGGAAGGUUAUCCAGAAGAGACCUUUCCUGUUUAUGAUAACUCUGAUUGCUUCAGGCACAGACAGGACACGAUUCUGGUAGAUUGCCCAGAUCCAAGCCAGCCUUCUGCUGAAGAGAUAGCUGAGCAAAUGGAGUUUCUGGAGAAUGAGGACUGUUUAUAUAGUGAAACUCUUUUGUCUGCUCUUGCCAUAGUGAACAAUAGCUCUGCAGCAGGAUCUGAGAAGAACCAGCAGACCACAUUCAGUGCUCAGAGUGGGACUGGACAUAACUUUGAGGAGUGCUACUGUUGCCACUAUGAUGAUGAUGAUCCUGCUGUUCUAGCAGAAAAUGCAGGAUUCUUCUCCGAUAGCUGCAGUGAAACAGAAGAAGUAGUUAAAGAGGAGCUGCUGUUGGACUGCGAUUAUGGAAAUAUGGUAUCCACAGAGCAAAAUGAUGAAGAUCCUGAUGAAAUUGGUAUCCUAAGAAAGCGAAACACAAAAGGCACCGAGUUGCUCGGACACUGAGGAUUGUGUACAAACGUGUCACCUGCACAGACUGUGAUCUUUGCUUUUAGGACCAAGCUUAACUUCUGUGUUGUGUGCCCAGUUGAAAUCUUGCAACAGUAUUAAUUGUCUCCCUUGCUAUGGCUUCCAAAGAUUUUGAAAACAAGAUAAUUUUACAUAGUUUUUCUAUGCCUUUUUCUUCAGCUUUUGUCUUCAAGACUGCAGCGUAGAUUCACUGCGUUGCCUAGCCCCGUAAAAAGUGCAAAAAGCAAUCCAAGGAAAGGGGAUGUUCUCAUUUUUUUUCUCAGUAUUUAUGUAAUAAGAGCAAAACAUGUCCUACAUAAAUUGAUGUGGUUCAUUUUUAGUAACAUAUAAGGGCAGCAAACGAUCAAUACAUUUAAUCAUUAUAUAAGUAGUACAGUUUAGAUAGAUUUCUUGGCUCAUUUUGCUAAGAGAGAAAACAUUUCAUAUCUUAAAAUGAAGAAAUUACAGCAUGCAAAAGAUAUUUCAUAGGCCAUUUGGUUGAUAUAGUGGUUUGAUUCAAAUUUCCAAUCUCUGAAGGGAUGUGAAAUAUCAAAUUUAAUUGGAUGUUAAGACUGUCCAGUGAUCUGGAUUUAAAUAAGAACAGAUUUGUUGGAUCACACAUAAUAGUAUAACACCAUCCUGUGACUCAUUAAAAUGGUCUCAUUUUAUAGGCCCAUGCAGCUGCAAUCAUGCAAUCCUGGGAAUAAAUGUGAUUGCUUCCUAAGCAAGUUUACAGACACCGAGACACACCCAAUACUUGUGGAUCAAAUUUGAAGCAUUGCACAUCGAUAUUGGAUGCUUGUGAAUCAGUCUGAAAAGAAUAAAUAAUUUGGAAAUUUGAGAAGUUUUUGUGCAUUUUAUUUCCUAAUAGAAGAGGAAGUCUAUUGAUUGAUUUUCCCAAUUGGUUUGGAAAUCUAAGUAGAAGAGGUGCAUUUUUUUCAAAGGUGCCAAAAUUUGAAUUGGUUCAAGGUUGAUUUCUACAUUCCUAGCACUUCAGUGUCGCCCCAUCCAGAAAAAUAUAAGUUGAUCAUCUUGCCUGGUAGCCAGAAUUCUCCAUAAUUGAUUGGCUGCUUCAGUCAUCCCCAGAUGGGACCUUCAAGGUGUAUUGGGUUGCAAUUUCUAUUGCUUCCUGGCAGUUUGAUGAAUUGCCAUUGGAUGUGAAGUGACAGGAAUUUUUCCCCAUGUGGUGACAAACAUUGGGGCGAGCGAUGUAUCUUUUUCUCUAUCUAAUUAAAAAAGAGCAGGUGGUGUCAUUUUGGCAAAGAUUGCUAAUGUAUUUUUUAAAGGAAACAAGCAAUCUUGCUCAUCUCACCUGUAGCUCAUUGUUUGCUAUCUUGCUUUUACACUGAUGGUUUCUAUCGCAUCUUGUCAAAUUACACUUCAGCCUGAGUGUUUGGCUAUAAUCUAGAGGAAAGGAAGUCAGAACAAGUUUUGAAAAAAAAAGAACCCCUGAUACAGAACUUGUCUUAGCAGCAUUGUGAAACGAGGGGCUUAUAGUUGAUAUUCAGGAUAAAACUAGAUGAUGGAUAAACCAAGCAUCAUUGUAUGACAUUUCUGCAUAUUUGCAGAGCAUUAGCAGCUUAAUCUACAUGGAAAUAUUUUUUUCGUUUGAUUUCCACACUAGUGACUUACAAUAUUUGCCCAGCAUCACUCAGCUACUAUCAAAGCGAUAUAAAACCUGCCCACAUUACUGGCAUUUUGACAUAAGAGUAAUCGGAUGAUCUUAGAAGAUUCUAUAAAUUAUUUGGCAGAAACACCUGUUAAAAUUAUAAUUAGUAUUUAAAUGUAUCAUUGUAUGCAAGUUUGACUUUAUGCAAGUUUGACUUCAAAGGUUAGUAGGAAGAAGGGUCGUACUAUAUCUGCUUUAGAAUAGAAUAUUUAUAGCUCAGGGUUCAACUGUGGGGUCCUUGGUGGUCUCUGAGCUUGAUUGUUUGCUUGCCAACAUUUCAGUGCACUGAUGAUGUUACCUAGCCGGGUUAUGAAACACCUUCAGGCAAAUUAUCAAGCUCAUCGAGCAGCAAAUACUCCAUAUGUCUGCUUUGUCCAUCAUAAAUCUCUUUCUUUGUUUUCAAGUAAGAAUGGGAAAGAUUGAGCCAAGCAAUAUUAGGCAAAAUAAGUCUCAUCAAAUUGAAUGGAUUUGCUCCAGGUAAUUAUAUAUCACCUGCAAUCUUAGCUAGCUACUUGGGAAGAAAUUCCAUUGAAAUGGAUAGUGGAGGUGGACUUAUUUCUGAAUGGACAUUCAUGUAGAGCCACUGUAACUAAUUUCAGGGGUAAUAUUUGGAUUGAAGCUUUCAUAAAUUAUGUCAUUGCACUGUUGGGAAGCGUAAGGAAAUUGCCUUCGGUUUUUGUCGUUUCUUCUCUUUCUGGUAGCAUUCAGCUAGAAAGGAAAGGUGAACUUACUUGUUGGAAGAAUGUACUGCGUUUUUGUAGGUAGAAGUUCUUUAUGAUCACUGAUAAAUGUUUUACAAUGACUUCACCCUUCCUUACAACCUGGUGUCUCCCAGUGUGUUGGAAUGAUAUUUUAAAUUCCCAGCUAGCAUAGCUAUUGGUUAGACAUGGUGGAAACUAUAAUCCCAACACAUAAACAGCAUCAGAUUGGGAAGGGCUGUCAAAGCUUUGUGUCUGAUCAGUUGCUACUUGAGUUAUAAAGAGAUUAAUUACUGAAAACUUUAAGAA
Messenger RNA from Thamnophis sirtalis, 3325 nucleotides. The record is from RefSeq and is a predicted model, not a curated record. NCBI's taxonomy places the organism in Eukaryota, Metazoa, Chordata, Lepidosauria, Squamata, Natricidae.